AUGCAUGAAUUUCAAAGUCUUCAACAGCUACCCAAUCAGUUAUCAAAGUCUUUGUUACGGUAUACGAGUCAGCCUCCAUCAUCAUCUAAUGUCAAGGAGGGUUUUAGCUUGGUUAGUUUAGCAACAGCAAGCCCUGCAGUUAGAGGGAAUGACUCUGAUCAACAAGCUUUACUCCAGUUCAAAGCCAAGAUAACUGGUGAUCAACUCAACAUUAUGGAGUCCUGGAAUAGCUCCAUUCACUUCUGUCAGUGGAUCGGUGUUACAUGCGGUCGCAAGCAUCGAAGAGUCACCAAGCUGAAACUUCGAAUCCUCAAACUCUCUGGAUCAUUGUCACCCUAUAUUGGAAAUUUGAGCUUCCUCAGGGAGUUGGAUCUUGUGGGCAACAGCUUCUACAACCAAAUUCCUCAAGAGAUCGGUGGUUUAAGAAGACUAGAAGCAUUAAACCUGGCGAAUAACUCCAUCAGUGGUGAAAUUCCUUCCAAUUUAUCUGCUUGUUCUAAACUUAUAUUAGUUGAUAUGUCGGACAACCAGCUAACGGGAGAAAUACCUGCUUUGCUGGGUCUCUUGUCAAAUCUAAAAGUAUUGGGUUUUUUCAACAAUAGUUUGAGAGGGAAUAUCCCACCUUCACUGGGGAACUUGUCAUCCCUGGAGAGACUUGGUUUAACAUACAAUGCAUUAAGUGGGAUUAUACCUGAAUCUUUUGGACGACUGAGAAACCUUUCAUUUUUCACCAUAUUCGGAAAUGCGAUUUCUGGUAUUGUUCCUGUCCCAAUGUUCAAUCUCUCCAAUAUUAGAAGUUUUGAUAUUGGUGGAAACAAGAUUGAAGGUACUGUUCAUUCUGAUUUAGAAAUCAAUAUGCCUCAUCUUGAGUUCUUUUCUGUAGGGGAAAACCAAAUCUCUGGGCAAAUUCCACUUUCAAUAUCCCAUGCCCCGAAUUUGGGUGUUCUUGAAUUAUAUGAUAACAUGCUCGAUGGAAAUGUACCUUCAUUAGAAAAGUUGGAUAAAUUGUUUAGGCUUGCACUAGGAGGAAACCAUUUGGGACAUGGGAGAGAAGGUGACUUGAACUUUCUUUGCACUUUAGUCAACAAUACAAAACUAGAAAUUCUAUCAAUAACCGAAAAUAAUUUUGGAGGGGAAUUUCCAAAAUGCAUUAGCAAUUUUUCUAGCACACUUCAGGCUUUAUCGAUGAGUGAGAACAACAUUUUGGGAGAAAUCCCGGAUGAGAUUGGAAAUCUCAUCAAUUUGGAGGUGCUAGACUUGGCACAAAAUCAUUUAUCAGGUCCCAUUCCCUUUGAUAUUGGGAGGCUUUGGAAGCUAAAUAUAUUUUACGCUCACAGGCAGCAUUCCUUUAGGUCUAGUGGACCAAUACCCCCCGAAAUACUAGGACUAUCAUCCUUGUCCAUUGUACUAAGCCUAUCGUCUAACUCUUUGACUGGUGAGCUUCCUGUUGAAGUAGAAAAACUGAAAAAUCUGGGCCAACUGGAUGUUUCUCACAACAGGUUAUUUGGUUUGCUUCCAGACAACCUUGGGAGUUGUGUAAGUCUGGUCGAGCUGUAUUUGGAGGGCAAUUUGUUUGAAGGGCCAAUUCCUCCAUAUUUGAGUUCAUUGAGGGGUCUUGAGGCAUUGGAUGCAUCCAACAAUAAUCUUUCCGGUGGGAUUCUAGAAUUUCUUGUGAGGUUUGGGACAUUAAAGUACUUAAAUCUCUCUUUCAACAAUUUUGAAGGAGUGAUACCAAGUGAAGGAGUGUUCAAGAAUACAAGUGCUAUAUUUGUUGAGGGAAAUAAUAAGCUUUGCGGAGGCAUCCCUGAGUUACACUUGUCAAGAUGUAACUCCAAAACAUCAUCAAAAACUUCCCUUAAAUUGAAGAUCACAAUAAUUGUUGUGAUUUCAGGAGUGACUUUAGUAUUCUCUAUUCUGCUCAUAAUUUGGUUUAGAAAGAAAAAAGAGCAGAAGCCAACGACAACUCAUGUAGAAAAUUCCCUUCUACGGUUAUCAUACCAAAGCAUCCUAAGGGCUACUAAUGGAUUCUCCCCUCAGAAUUUGAUUGGUUUGGGAGGUUUUGGAUCUGUAUACAAAGGAAUUCUUGAAGCGAAUGGAGCAGUUAUUGCAGUAAAGGUGCUUAAUCUUUUGAAUCAUAGAGCUUCCAGGAGUUUCUUGGUUGAAUGCGAGGCUUUGAAGAACAUUCGACAUCGUAAUCUUGUCAAGGUAUUAACAGCCAUUUCAGGUAUCGAUUAUCAAGGCAAUGAUUUUAAAGCAUUGGUUUAUGAGUUCAUGGAAAAUGGAAGCUUGGGGGAUUGGCUACAUCCAUCUGUUGGCAUGAAUGAACCAGAGAUGAUGAGAAACCUAAACUUCAUUCAAAGAGUUAAUAUGGCCGUAGAUGUUGCUCAUGCACUCGAAUAUCUGCACCAUUGUUGUGAGACGCCGAUCAUUCAUUGUGACCUCAAGCCAAGCAAUGUUUUACUCAAUGGGGAACUGGUUGGUCAUAUAAGUGACUUCGGCUUAGCAAAAAUCCUUUCUGGAGAUAAGCUUAACUAUUCUACUAAUGAAUCAAGCUCCCUAGGAUUAAGAGGAACCAUCGGCUAUGCUCCACCUGAAUAUGGCAUGGGAAGCGAGUUGUCAACAAACGGCGAUGUAUAUAGCUAUGGCAUCCUCUUGUUAGAGAUGUUAACAGGGAAAAGGCCAACGAAUGAAAGGUUCAAAGAAGAUUUAAGUCUUCACAACCUUGUCAAAGCAGCUUUGCCCAAUCGAGUGGUUGAGAUUAUAGAUCCCAUCCUUCUUCAAGAGAGUGUCAGAGGAGGAACAGUAGCUGACAUCACUCUUAAUGAAAACAACCUGGGAAAUGACGAAUAUCUUCAAUGCUUGAAUUUGAUAUUCAAAAUAGGACUCACUUGUUCUGCUGAAUCUCCGAGUGAACGGAUGGACAUGAGUGAUGUUGUUACCAAGCUUUGUUCUAUUAGAGACAAGCUUCUCCGUCUAACUCGAUUAUAUCGUGGGAUUCAAACUCCAUAUUCAGCAGGCACCUAA
Molecule: messenger RNA, 3024 nt
Organism: Gossypium arboreum
Lineage: Eukaryota; Viridiplantae; Streptophyta; Magnoliopsida; Malvales; Malvaceae
Product: probable LRR receptor-like serine/threonine-protein kinase At3g47570
Exons: 6
Coding region: 1-3024 (1007 amino acids)
Biological process (GO): protein phosphorylation
Molecular function (GO): protein kinase activity; ATP binding; protein binding
Source: RefSeq, a predicted model, not a curated record